UACAAAUAAAGAUAAUCUGGCAUCAAGGUUUUCCCUUCCCCCUGGGAGCUUGAGAGUGCAGCCGCCAGGUGGUACCGUGUUCCGUCUUCUGUCGUUCACUUGAGACAGAACAAGAAUCCAAAAUGGCCAAGGUGAGAUGCCGUGAUCUUCGCACCAAGAAGAAGGAGGAACUCCUUAAGCAGCUUGAUGAGCUCAAGAAGGAGCUGUCUCAGCUUCGAGUGGCCAAAGUCACCAGUGGAGCUGCCUCCAAGCUGUCCAAGAUCCGCGUUGUGCGUAAAUCCAUCGCCCGCGUUCUUAUUGUUAUGAACCAGAAGCAAAAGGAGAACUUGCGCAAAGUCUACAAGAACAAGAAAUACAAGCCCCUAGAUCUCCGCUCCAAGAGGACGCGUGCUAUGCGCCGAGCUCUUACUACCGGCGAGAAGGCGAAGAAGACCUCCAAGGAAUUGAGGAGAAGCAGGGCUUUCCCCAUGCGCAAAUUCGCAGUCAAGGCUUAAAUCAUUGCUUUGGAUUUCUUUGCUAUCGGGCUCAUUACACUCUGAUGUCCGUCAAAA
Messenger RNA from Daphnia carinata, 551 nucleotides. RefSeq names its product large ribosomal subunit protein uL29-like (gene RpL35). Gene Ontology annotation, biological process: translation; maturation of LSU-rRNA from tricistronic rRNA transcript (SSU-rRNA, 5.8S rRNA, LSU-rRNA). Gene Ontology annotation, cellular component: ribosome; cytosolic large ribosomal subunit. The record is from RefSeq and is a predicted model, not a curated record. Lineage: Eukaryota; Metazoa; Arthropoda; Branchiopoda; Diplostraca; Daphniidae. Gene Ontology annotation, molecular function: mRNA binding; structural constituent of ribosome. The transcript is spliced from 4 exons. The coding region runs from base 123 to 494 and encodes 123 amino acids.